AAUAUGCAGUGCAGCGCGAACUUGGACUCGGGCAGUCUUUAGUCUUAUCGCUUUGAUGCAUUUUAGUUUCUGAAUUCUCAAUUUGUCUUAUCAUGCCCCAUGAAGAGACACGCAGAAGAGCAAGAUGAACAUUUACAUAAGGCCAGAAAGAGUGAAAAUACUUCAAGUCCACAUGGACGACCAGCUGCCUUCAGAGUUCAUCCUGCCACGAGAUUCGAGGGAAAAUUUCCAUUUUACAGACAGCCAAAGGAUAUCGGUUGCUUUUCACUGGACGCAGACAGGUUUUUUUACAACGAUAAGAGUCAGUUGAAAUGGCUUUAUAUGCCAGAGAAUGUAAAUAAAGUAAACUUCAAUCUCAGGCAUGGUUACAAAGUAUUUCGGAAAAGGGACGAUAGUGUCAAAGAUUACAUUGACGACUUGUUGAGAUGGAUCCUGGUGAACAGAAAGAAAUUUUUGUUGCCAGGUCAAGACGAAGUAUGUGAUGGUGCAUUUCCUCCUAACCUCCAUACUGAUUUUGUGUGUUGGAGGGGCUUGCUGACCAAGCUGCUGUGUACCCCAUAUGAGAACAAAGAUGGAUGGCUGAUAGGUGUGACCAAGUUUAAUGGCACAUAUUACAUGUGUGAAUAUGACACGCCAGAGAAGAUUGCCGAGAGGGAGACUAUGUCAGAGAGGCAGGAUGAAAUGUGCUACUGGGGUUAUAAGUUUGAGCAGCACAUGGUAGCUGCAAAACCAGACAGUCAACCAGACACUUGUGUUCCUGUUAGUAAUUAUGAAGCAUUUUGUCUUGUUGUAAGAGGAAGACUAAAAGAACAUUCUCUUGUGUUUGCUGGGGAGACUGACUGUUAUGAUACCAAAGAAAAAUGUUAUGUAGAAUUAAAGACAUCAAGAGAGAUAUAUCAGCCAAACCAGGAUAGAAAUUUCAAAAGGUUUAAGUUAAUCAAGUGGUGGGCCCAGUCAUUCCUACCUGCUGUUCCUAAGGUUAUCUGUGGUUUCCGUGACGAUGAUGGCGUGGUCAGACAGUUGAAGACUUACCGCACUCUUGACAUGCCCAACAUUGCCAAGGAUAUCCCCAACCCUUGGGAUCCUGCAGUUUGUAUGAACUUCUGUGAUCAGUUCCUGACAUUUGUCAAGCAAGUUGUUCGAAAAGAUGACCCUAAGAUUGUUUACAUGUUCAAAUGGUAUCCAAGACAAGACAUCACUUGGACUGAGCACCCACAAGACUCCAAGUUUACCUUUUUACCAAGCUGGUUUACUGACCCAGACCAACAGGGAAACAGUGGCAGUAAGCUGGAAACAAGUGCAUCUUCUUGAUAGUUCAGUCUUAGCUGAGUUUUCAGUAUAAUCAGAUUUUGAACUGUGACAUAUUUCUAUUUAUUAAGGAUUGUAUUUAAUGGUACUUUAUGCUGAAACUAUAAAGUUGUUUGUCCCAGAAGACAAGGCAACAGGUUUAAGUGUGAAGGCAAUUUUGCAAAAUAGUUAAGAUCAGGUACUGCUUACUUCAUUUUACAUAAAUCUGCUUUUAGGAUCUUUCUCCUUUACAACAUCCAUGUUAUAACCUCUGAUAUCUGUUAUCUCUGUUUUAUAGUAUGAAGUAAUUGUUAUACAUGAACAGAAAACAUCAACUGCAACACACCUGUUCAGACUGUCAACUCUCUGUGGUUGUUCUAAGGCUGUUAGAGUUGUAUGGAUACUAUUUGUGAAGCAUUAAUUUUGAUAAUUGUACCUGUCCAUACAGUGUAACAGUAAUCUUUCUGAAAAGUCCUAAAAUUUUUUUUCCACCCCAAACAUAAGAUGUGGCAUAUUUAUCGUCAAGCUUCCUUUUUCUCUCCUAAUUUUUGUGCUGCACUUUCAAACAUAGCUUGUGCUUCCUGAGCUGCUUUUCUUGCUUUCUUUGAAGAUUCUUCUUUCUCUCUAUCUUCUUCCAAACACCUUUUGUAGUUCUGAAAAGGUAAUCUGGCUGAUUCCACCAAAGGCUUGGUGAUGGGAACAGUGGCUUGCCUUCAUUUUUUGUAACCACAUCAUUGGUUAACCUCAGACCAUUGACUGAUUGGGUAGUUAGUAGGGCUCUGUCCUGAGUGACUGUCCUCUUGUUGACAUAUAGACUUCUUACAACAUCUGCAUUGCUGAGGAUUAAGCAAAGGCAUGCUUUCACAAAUUGAAGCCUGCCUGUUCCCAAUUUUAUGUUGAGGACAUUCCUCCAGUAAUGAUCAGUGCGGACAUUUGAUGCCUUAUUGUUAAUGUACCAGUGUAAAGUCAUAGUAUUGGGAAGUCCUUUUCUGUUGGCCCUCACUAUAUCACAAGUGGGUGUGGACCUUCUCACACUUUUGUUAAAAUUAUCCUUGUAUCUUGUGUAAAAAUAAUCCUUGUAUAAAUGGUGGCCUUUAUCUAAAAAACAAUUCGUGACAGACAUAAUGACAUCAUGUGUAGCACCAUUGUUAGUUCCGUUUUCAUCUUUUCUGGUGUAGACUUGUAAGUUACUGACAUAGCCAAAUAUUGCCUUCUGGUUCCUUUGUCAGCCUUUUCAGCUGUGCGUAUGUGCUUUUUGGGUUCUAGUCAACCUUUGGUUCGUUUCUCACAGUAACCAAUAUUGUAUGUGGGAUUGAACUAACUUCGUUGUUCAGUGGGUAUGGUGGCAGUGCAGGUAGAUCCUCAUAAGUAAAGUAAACUACUUCUAUGUGUAACUGGGCUUAUUUGUUAUUAUGUUGCUACUUGGGUUAGAUCUUCAGCCAUAGAAACAAAACAGUGUGUAGUCCUCAAGGACUUCACACUUGUCAGGUGUUGUAACCCCUCAGAAAACUCAUUCUUAAAUUCUCGACCUUUGAUCAGGGUGGAUUCUUUCUGGAAAGCCAUACCAGAAAACAUGGUCGUUAAAAAUCUUGUCCGCAGCAGUCUGCCCCAACGAGUUUGUAGUGGCAUAAGCAAUUGCGAAUCUAAUGAAAUGGUCCACCACAACCAGGAAGUACUGGUAUCCACCCUUGCAGGUUUCCAGAGGAAGGAAGUCAAUUGAUAUCAUUUGGAAUGGAUACUUCGUCUCAGUAGGUUGCAGUGGUGCCAAAGCUUUUUAGUUUGGUGGUUUGUCCUUUAAACACUUACACAAGUGCUUCACAAAGUGAUCAAUAUCUCUUGCCAUGUGGGGCCAGUAGAAGCAGUUUUGGGCAAGAGACAAGACUUUGUCUGUUCCCAAGUGCCUAUGAUUCAUGUGUAACUCUUCCAGAACAAUUGGAUGGAACUCUUUUGGAAGUACAAUCUGGUGACUUCUUGUUCCUGAUGGGCACCGUGUUACCCGUCUCAAAACACCAUCUUCACCAACUGUUAAUAUCUCCCAUCUUUGGAGUAAAGUCUUACAUUCAGGAGAUAAAUGUUUCACGGACCUGUGACUUGCUUUUGUGCCCAAUUCUACCAGCUUUUUCACAAAUAGAUUUUGGAUAUUCUCUUGACCUUACCUAGGGGCUGGUGGUGCAGAUACUGUGGUAACCAGUCUCCAUCGAUGUCCACCAUGUUAACAUUCACUGGGAUUAAAUGGAGAAUCCUCCUGGCUAUGAACGGCCACCAUCUGUAACUGCCGUUCACCAAAUUUCAAGUUGGCUAAGUACGAGAUUGAAGAGAUCAGUUACAGUGGACUCCAUCUUGAUGCAGAAGAUGCAGCCUCAUUAUGAUACCUCUAAGUUGAGGGUUCAAGUUAUAAAAAAUAAACUUGGACAUUCUCAAACAAAAAAAUGUGUGACCUUUCCGAGCCACUGCAUUUAUCACUUGCAUCUAAAAACAUUUGUGGUUCACUGUUAUAUAUGUACAGUACUCAUCCAAAAACCCAGGACUGUCCUUCCUACAACAGCACCUUCGAAAUAAUAAUAAAUACCAAACUGUUCUACAAAUAAUGCAGCAUGUCAGAGUAAAAUCUCUAAAUAGAACUGCCACAUAUUUUACAUAAUGACAAAAUUACCUUGCUUGGAAUAAUAAUAAUGUGAGAUAUAAUAAAUCAUGUGAAUUAAAAGUGAAAAUCUUAUAUCCCGUUCACACUACAAUCUGAAAUAUCCUAAUAUUUGCAAUGCAAAUUACGGGUGAAAAAUCUGAUUCGGUUGUCUGGCCACACACAGCAAAGGGAAACUGAAUUGUGCACUGAAAAUCCAGAUAGAGGUUCCGGUUUGAAGAAUCGCGCUUGCGCAGAAUCUAUGAAAAUCUUGGGCUAUGUCAUUGUAGACAUGCUGAUUCCUCUUCUUUGUUAGGCUUUUUUGGUGCUUAUCCUACCUCCAUAUGUCAAUCAAACAAGAAAUUUCUUUGUGGGUCCACUGACCUGGCAUGUUGCUUUACUUUCCCGCGAGAUUUGCUGGCGCAUUCUCGAUCAGCCUAAGCUGACCAGCCAAGGAAUCAAUACACGGUACUCAUCACUAGAAAUACUCCUUCCCAGCAUCUACCCUUGACCAGGUCGUACCCCUCCUGGCCAGCAACAUGGUGUUCUUACUCAACAUUGGGCCCCAGCCGGUCUAAAUACAACCGACGCCCAUUCUCCACAGUGAUCUUGAGGAUGUCUUCCCAGUCACACCCACGAAUUCUUGCCACGACUUCUGCUACUUUCCCCAGGAAAGCUGGAGUUGACUUAUUCCUUGUUGGAAAUCCGAAGUAGGGAGCAUCAGUUUCCAGCAAUAACCUUUGAGCAGGCAUCCACUGUAACAUCUCCAUUGCUCUCCUACCCCUAGACGUAUCCAUAUACCUCCUAAAGAUAGCAGUAGCUCCAAAUUCGGUAUUGGAAAAAUAUUGUACUCACUUCUCUGCCAUCCUCCUGGACCCUGUGAAACAUUGACAGUGAAUUAAUUGAUCACUUUUCCCAUUCUCAGCCAAUCAGGGAAUGUUUAAAACAUGUCCCCAAACCAGGUUAGUAGCUGAGUCAUCCUUGGGCCCUCGACAGUGGAGCACUAGUACCUGGUCUUCUCUUAGCAACGUAAGAGUUCUUUCCAGCACUUCACACUGCGCUUCCCACUGCCACGAUGAGGUGGUGAAAUCCACACCAAUCUCACCCAGAACAGACACUUCCGGGUUGCUGGCUGCCUGUUCAAACUUUGCCCAACCCUCUGGGUCAAACUCAUGUCCGGGGUGCCAACCCA
Molecule: messenger RNA, 5099 nt
Organism: Lingula anatina
Lineage: Eukaryota; Metazoa; Brachiopoda; Lingulata; Lingulida; Lingulidae
Product: decapping and exoribonuclease protein-like
Biological process (GO): NAD-cap decapping; nuclear-transcribed mRNA catabolic process
Cellular component (GO): nucleus; cytosol
Molecular function (GO): mRNA 5'-diphosphatase activity
Source: RefSeq, a predicted model, not a curated record